Messenger RNA from Cylicocyclus nassatus, 834 nucleotides. The record is from the annotation of a GenBank genome assembly. Lineage: Eukaryota; Metazoa; Nematoda; Chromadorea; Rhabditida; Strongylidae.
AUGCGAUUAAACCUGAGCAUGGCUAUUCUUUGCAUGGUAAACUCGACAGCUUUUCUAUCCGAUUCUGCAGAAGCAAACGAGACUGCUAAAGUAGCUCAUCAACCAAGGUGUGAAGCUGUAAUUAUGGACGAGCAAUCUGCCAUGCAAGCUGGAUAUACGGGUGAUUUGCUCUGGAGCCCUCCGAUGCAAUCCUUGCUGCUCUCUGCCACGUUUUAUGGAGCAUUGGUGACCAUCACUUUUGCAGGUCUCUUGGCGGAUAGAUAUGGUCCGAAAAGGAUAGUCGUAGCAUUCACUCUGGACUACAUCAUAGUAACGUUGUUAACUCCACUUCUUGCUCGUCACUCAUUUGAGGCGUAUCUCGUUUCACGCAUCAUCAUGGGUCUUGGAGAGGGUUUUGUUUUUUCCUGCUUUGCAAGUGUCAUUGGCAAAUGGUACACUAUAACAGAAAAAUCCACAGCAGGUGCUAUGUACACAUCUGGAAACCAGUUAGCUGCUGGAUUUUCUUCUCUGAUUGCUUCUUACCUUUGCACACUAAGUCCCGGUUGGCCACUCGUUUUCUAUGUGUUUGGAGCAGCUGGUUGCCUAUGGUUGAUACCCUGGAUAAUUUUUGCGACGAACAGUCCUUCGACCAAUCGGUUUAUAUCAGAAGAAGAGAAGAAAUAUCUGGCGGAUAAUAUACACCACAUGCAAUCUUCGGGCAAGUUAUCAGUGCCCUGGAAAAAGAUGCUUGCUUCUAAACCAUUGAUUGCAACAGUACUCUGCCAAUUCAAUUACAAUCUGCAACAAUCCUUGCUUCAUGCAUUUCUACCAACCUUUUUCAAGGAGGAACUCAUG